This is a messenger RNA of Haliotis rufescens (red abalone), 2099 nucleotides long. Its product is annotated as vimentin-like. Gene Ontology annotation, biological process: regulation of apoptotic process. Lineage: Eukaryota; Metazoa; Mollusca; Gastropoda; Lepetellida; Haliotidae. The record is from RefSeq and is a predicted model, not a curated record. The transcript is spliced from 2 exons. Bases 91 to 987 code for a protein of 298 amino acids.
CAGGGGAUAUACGCAACAGAAGUAUUCCAACCACACUGAAAGCAAGACCUAUAGACAUAGCUGCAGCAAUAUAAGAGUUUCAAGUUCAUCAUGGCUCGCAUCGCAAACGAGAGAGGUAAAAUGAAAUAUGGAGACGAACUUUGUAUACAGAAAAAUAUAAUGAAAAUUGAAGAGACAAUUGAGGCAAAAGAGCUGACUGGACCUUUGUUUGCAAGGCAGAUCAUAGAUGUGCAUGAUAUGGGAUCCAUUGACAUGGGUCCCAACAGACAAGAAAGAGCAAGAAGACUACUGAAUAUUCUUUUGUUCAGAGGGUCUGAGGCAUUUCAAGGCUUUCUUGAAUCGCUGGAAGUAAUGGGGUACAAAGAACUUGUAGAUCUUCUCAAAGGGACACAGUCACAAAUUUCUGAACAUGAUGUAAAGUGUUUCUUAAAGGACGAGAAAAAGGCGAAAGAUCUAGAUAGGGAGGUACAAAUACUGAAGCAAAGAAUUGUACGGGUUGAAAAAAGCAGAGCUCAAAGGGAAGAUCUUGUAGUAUUGAGACAUGAUGUCGAAGACGAGCUCAAGAACGUCAAUAUUACACUCCAGAAGAUUGAAGAACUUAGUCAAGCUAACAGAGAGACCACAGAUACAAUCAAUAGUCUACGCCAAGAACUGGAGAAGAAAGAGGAGCUACUAGCAGAAGCUCGACGGCAUAUUCAGGCCCUGAGGACUAAAGUUUCUAGUCUGGAGACUAAAAAUGAACAACUUCAGCGGACAGUAUGCAGGCUCCAAGAACAAAUUCGCAGCAAUAAAGAAGCGAGUGAUAAGAAGUUCUAUGAAAUGGAGGCUGAGAAAGAAAUAACAGAUGAACGACUUGCUAAGAUGGAAGUUAACCAGAAACAAAUGCUAGACAUGAUGAAGAGACUUGACCCGACUGGGAAGAAAGAACCAAAAGGUCGAAAAACAAACCAGAAGAUUGUACCAAGGAACAGAUUCCAAAAUAACUGACCCGUUCCAGAGCGGACAAUCGGAUGGAUUACCGUUUAUCUUUAUCAUUCUGUAUAAAGAAUGAUGAUUGACUGGCCUCGUCCUCUUUGCUUGACAGAUGUUGUAUUCUAUAUUCUUGUAUAGAGCUGAUAAUAGCUGAUUUUUCUAUACACGACGUUGGCUUCAUGAGAGUUGCUUGAGAAGGUUUUCUUAGUAUCACAAGAUGAUGGUGAUUUCUUCACGGAACUAAAAUCAACAAUUGUGAUUUUAUUAUUUCUUUUAAUAUACUCUCUCAAAAAAGAAACGAAUAACGAAAAUGGUAAUUUGAUGCAGCAAUGUAUUGGUACAGGGUGGGUUUUUCAGAAAUAUUUGUUUUGUUUAUGAUUUAUCUGGUGUUUUUGUCUAAAAACGUCAUAUCCAAACGCAUCCCGCAUGAAAAACCCGUAUGUUAAAGCAUGAUUUUCGAUAGACGCAUUUAAUGUCACAGAACACGUAUUGCACGUGCAAUGCGCUUUAAACUCGGGGAUCACAUCGUGUCGUGAAUGGGUGUAUCCUACACUGGAAGAAGUGCGUUGGUGUUGAUCCAAGGCAACCUGACAGCGCAACGCUUCUGCGAUCAAGUCCUUCGUACACACCUUCCUUCCCAUUAUCAACCGCCAGAGGGAGCUAUUCCAGCAGGAUAACGCCAGACCUCAUACGGCACGUGUCACGAGGGCCUUCCUCCAGAAUGAGAACAUCAAUGUGCUGCCCUGGCCCUCCAGAUCACCAGACUUAAACACGAUAUAACAUCUUUGGGAUGCCCUGGACAGACGGGUGCGACAGCGUAACCCACAUCCCCAGACACUCCAGCAACUAGCACAUGCACUACAGGCAGAGUGGGCUACAUUGCAGCAACAUUAGAUUCAGAGACUAAUUCGUUCUAUGCCGAGACGAUGUCACGCAGUUCUGAACGCCAAUGGUGGUCAUACGAGGUACUGACUUCAGCGCCAUCAAACGUCUAUGUGUGAUUCAUAAACUGACUUUUUCCGAUGUCUUAUUAAACAGUGACAUUUCCUGUGUUAAGUUUCUUCGAAUUCCAUUUGCUAUUAACUUGUCCACAGUGUAUCAAAAUAAAAAGAAAUCUGUAGUUAAAA